CAGUUUGUCUUGGACGGACAACGAAUCCGAUUUGUUCGUUUUGUAACGCUGAAUUUUUAUUGGGGCAAAAAAAGGGAUGUGACCGCGUCUAGCUGCGCGCGAACCGACGGAUAUUGCUAACUACUCGAGGCGGGCCGCGGAAUUAAUAUAGAUAGAUUUGAAUUAUACGUGCAUUACGCGCGCGAUUCCGAGAAAAUGAGCAGUAUUGAAACGGCGGCAGGUGGACAUUGCCGCAAGAGUAGGAUACCGCCAACCGGAUAUUGGGCUUCGUAGCGGCUGAAGGAGGCGUAGUUGUGUCGCACACAGCGACGAUGAAACGCCGCGUUUCGUGAAAAUAAACGGCUAUCACGUUUGACGCGCGUAUUGCGACACAGGAAAGAGACAAGCUUUUAUGAUACGCUCCGAAACACUUGCGAGUCCACGAGGCAGAUAUUACCUCGAAGUCGCGCUCUCGUGUCAAUUAAUGCAGCUUCGAGAUUCACGCAGUAUGAACACGUUACGUCAUCAAUAUUGGCCGCAAGAAUAAAUGUUCGAUUUGAGUCAGCGUCAAGUCAUUGUGAGACAAAAAGACUCCAGGAAUUACUGUUUGCACAUGCACUCACUCGUGAGCACGCGCAAAACGCGAACACGUAUGCACGUGCAUACGGGUGUGUGUAUAUUUAUCUACUAGCGUAGAGAUACGUGUGUAUGAAUAUCGGUAGAAGGAGAUUAUCUGACUAAAGCCCGGAGACAGGCGGCCGACCAAUAGUUGUGCGAGCGAUCCGCGGCCGAAUGACCGCGUGAUUUCGCUUUUUCGCGAACGAGCAACACGCCGCGGGGAUUCCGUAGACAUUAAAUGAGAUAGAGUCCCGAUCUAUCCCGUUGUGUGCCCUACCAUGCCGCAGGAGAACGAGAGGACCAUCAGCGGGUCGAACGGAAGGACCUUGACGAAAGACCGCCGCGGGCCUCCGGCCGAAAGUGACGAAGAGGCUCGGAGGAGUCUUGGCAGUAAUAGGUCCGAUGUCAAGGGGCAAGAGGAUCUAGAGCCUCGCAAGGACGCGGACGACAUGCCGGAACUCAAGGAUCAGGAGGUGGGCAGCGACGACCAGGUCUUUCUGGAUCUGUCCGAACCGCCGCCGGAAGUCAUGGAGUACGCCAGGAGGGAAUUGGGGGAGACCGACGAGGUCAAAUGUCAGUCGUUGCAGGAGUUCCGCGAUAUGAUUUACGAGAGAGGCGAGUGUCUACCGCACAGGAUGGACGACGAUUUUCUCAUCAGAUUUCUUCGCGCCAGGAACUUUAACAUAAAGAGCGCACAUAAGCUGAUAGCGAAUUACUACAACUUCAAAGAGGAACAUCCGGAGAUCCAUCAGCAAUUAAACUCGACCCAGAUGAGACACAUAGGUGACGACAACGUGAUCACGGUACCAGCAUACAGAACUCAGUGCGGCAGACGCAUGAUGAUCUACCGUUUUGGCAACUGGGAUCCGCGGAAAUAUCCUGCCGAGGAGCUCUUCAAGGCCACAGUCGGGAUCCUCGAGCUUGGCAUUCUUGAACCCAGACAUCAAAUCUUGGGAGGUUUAGCCAUUUUCGAUUUCAAGAACAUCUCUAUGACACACGCGUUGUCCGUGACGCCUCAGGUGGCGAGUAUGAUGCUGGCUCUGAUGGUGACCGCGUUUCCCAACAGGAUACAAGCGCUGCACAUCAUUCAUCAAUCGUGGGUCUUCGACGCGAUUUUCGCGGUCUUCAAGCCGCUGCUCGACGCCAACAUGCGAAACAGGCUAUUCUUCCACGGUAACAACUACGAGAGCCUACACAAACACAUCUCGCCCGCGUACCUGCCGAAGACUUACGGGGGCGUGAGGAGUGAGCUGCCCUAUUACAAGUGGCUCGCAUCCAUAAUCAAAGAUCCCAAAAUCGUUGAGCAGAUGAAUAAAAUGGGAUAUGUCCUCACGGACGAGAUUCGCGAUGCCUUCACACGCAAUUAAAAUCGAUCGACUCGCGAGAGGGAAGUCGGGGGCUUCAGCAAAACUUUAAAACUGCUUACUUUUGUACACAUGAUAUUUAGCAAUUAGUUCGCACACCUUUAUUAUCGGUCUUGCUAUUUAGUUUUUAUAUCUGUAUCUUUGGACACUUUGCGAUUAAACGAUAUACAAUACGUAUUGCAUGGAUUAUUUGUAUUGUUAAUUGUAAAUCGAGCUUAAGCGCGCGAAAACGUUUUAUACUAUUUACAUCCAAGAUGUAGGCAUAUCGUAAUUGUGAUUCGUGUUCAAUGCUGGUUAACUAAAGGCUCAAAUAAAAAUUUCAUUACGAUCAAA
Vollenhovia emeryi is the source of this 2294-nucleotide messenger RNA. Its product is annotated as alpha-tocopherol transfer protein. Gene Ontology annotation, molecular function: phosphatidylinositol bisphosphate binding. The coding region runs from base 876 to 1964 and encodes 362 amino acids. The transcript is spliced from 5 exons. NCBI's taxonomy places the organism in Eukaryota, Metazoa, Arthropoda, Insecta, Hymenoptera, Formicidae. Gene Ontology annotation, cellular component: membrane. The record is from RefSeq and is a predicted model, not a curated record.